AUGCCUGUUCCCGCAGCAAGGUGGACAACCAGGGAUACACCCAGGGAGUCUGUACCGCCUGUGCUCUUCGGCAUUGGUGAUGUCUCCGGCAUCCCCAUAGGCCAGCCGGGACUCUUUGCGCGGAUGCAGGGCGCUCACGACCGAGUCUUCGAAAAGACAGGGCUAUCUUCCAUCCGUGUAGUCUUGACAUGGUUCGACGGAACUCAGGUUGAAAAAGCCGUAAACCUGAUUGUUAAAGGUUUGCCGGUCACGCGAGAACAGCUCGCCAACCAGGUGUCGAAGCUUGUCGGUGAUUUCGUUUUGCACAAGGUGGUGCGGGACGAAUCACCUCCCGAGCUGUACCUUGUUGCUCUGGACCCUGUCCAAGCUGAUAUAUUUCGUGUGGAGAUGCACGCCACCCUUUUUUAG
Messenger RNA from Sparassis crispa, 408 nucleotides. RefSeq lists its product as hypothetical. Bases 1 to 408 code for a protein of 135 amino acids. The transcript has 3 exons. NCBI's taxonomy places the organism in Eukaryota, Fungi, Basidiomycota, Agaricomycetes, Polyporales, Sparassidaceae. The record is from RefSeq and is a predicted model, not a curated record.